UGACGUUGAGGUAAUGGCCGCUCUCGCUGUGGCGUGAGGACUGUAAUAUUUUCUCCACCAUAGCUGUUAAAUUAACUCGUAAAAUAUUUAUUGUAGACUGUAAAAAAAAAAAACAAUAUCAGCAGGAGAGGGCAGUUCUUAACGCAGCAGUGCUGUCUUUGAAGAGCUCCGGGUCGGCAAGACUGCGGUUGUUCCGUUUACACCAGAAUAUUCUCUGAUGGAUACCCCUGAAAGCCCUACCCAGUCUCCUCAGUCUCCUGAGGAGGAGGACAAGGGCUUUUCUGACAGUGAGCUGCUGGAUUCUCCUGAUGAAGAGGAGGAGGAGGACGGGGUCAUCUCUGACAGUGAGAUAGUCCAUGAAGAGGAGAAUCGGGGGCUUGUUGAGGAGGAGGAGGAAGAGGCGUUGGCGAGCAAUGGAAGAGAUUCGGAAUUGGAGGAGGAGAGGGAUGAAGAUGAUGAAGUGGUCCCUGACUUUGUCUCUGACCCAGAGGAUGAGGAGCCUGUAGGAGAAACAGAAGGGAUGGAAAAGGAGGAUGGUACCAUAGUGUUGAUGGAGGGGGAUGAAGAUGGUCCGAAGGGGGGACAGUUGGAUGGGGAGGACGAGAAGGAAGAAGAGGAGCAAGAGGAUGGAAUCAUUGACACCCCACAGUCUCCAGACUCGGAACAGGGCAAAAGCUUCAUUCCUGAAGAGGAUGGAGAAGACGGGGAGGAACGAUAUGUUGACUACAGAAAGAACGACACUGCAGAUCCUGAGGUAGAUGAUGAUGAUUAUGAUGAUGGGGAGGAGGAAAACACAAGCAAGGAAGAGGAGAACAAAGGGAGGAGAGCUGUUGUGGUGAGGGAGAUGAAGGAUGACCCGGCGUCUGUUUCCCGGGAGCUGGACGAGCAUGAACUGGAUUACGAUGAGGAGGUCCCGGAGGAGCCCAGUAUUCCUGCACACGAGGAAGAGGAAGAUGAGGAAGACACAAAAGCAGAGGGAGAAGAAGAGGAAGAGACUGAGGACAAGCGCAAUAAGAAGAAGGAGAAGAAACCAAUCCUCCCCCCAUCUCCUAACGACAGUGAGUUCAAGAGGUCAGGCGACUCCAAAGGGCCUGAGAGGAUGCGCAGGGAUUCCUUCAGAGAUAAGAAGAAGGAUGAGGAUGAUGGAGAGAUUGAUGAAGGAGAGAUUGAUGACGAUGACCUGGAGGAGGGGGAGGUCAAAGAUCCCUCAGACAGGAAGAUCAGACCACGUCCCAUCUGCAGGUUCUUCAUCAAAGGAAAUUGCACUUGGGGUAUGAACUGUAGGUUCAUCCAUCCUGGAGUCAAUGACAAAGGUAACUAUUCCCUCAUCAGUAAGCCGGACCCCUUCUCGCCCAACGGAGCGCCUCCUGGAGGACCUCACCCACUCAUACCCAAUAAUCCCUGGGCUGGACCUGCAGUGGAGGAGCUCCCUCCACCACCUCCUCCAGUGGAGCCUCCUGUGGAGAGUGCCUGGGAGCGAGGUCUCCGGCAUGCCAAAGAGGUGCUGAAGAAGGCCACCAUCCGUAAGGAGCAGGAGCCGGACUUUGAGGAGAAGCGUUUCAACGUGACCAUCGGAGAGGACGACAGAGAAUUUGACAAAGAGAAUGACUUCUUCAGAGAACGCAGCUACCGCAUCAUCAGAGAUGAAACGGACUUCAGAGAUCCUGUAUAUGGUGACCCAUACGCUGAUCCAUACUAUGACUAUGAAAUGGAGGCCCUCUGGCGAGGUGGCCAGUACGAAAACUUCAGAGUGCAGUACACAGAAGCGCCGCUUCCUUACCACUACAGUGAGCGUGAGCGUGAGCGGGACCCUCGGGAGCGGCCCCGGGACCGAGAGCGGGAGAGGGAUCACCGGGAGAGGGAGCGCCGGCAGAGGGAGAGGGAGAGAGAACGGGAGCGCGACAAGGAGAGGAUGCGGCGGAAAGAGGAGUGGGAGAGGGACCGGAUGAAGCGCGACGAGAAGGAGAGGCCGAGGAUGCGUCCGCCUCGAGACGCCAGGGAGAAAAAAGACGAGGACAAACUGAAACCGCGCUCUCCCCUCAGCGUGCCAUUGAACAGGCCGAUGGAGCCUCCCUCCAAGAAGGAGGAUGGUCCAGUAAUGAGGCGACCAGAUGAGUGGAAGGACCCAUGGCGUCGGUCCAAAUCCCCCAGGAGACGCCCCGGGCUGGGUUCCCCACCACGAGGGCGCCGCCGACAUCGGCCCUCGGGCUCAUCCGUGUCACUGUCCAACUCCUCCAGGUCUUCGUCUCACUCUUCAUCCUAUACAGGUUCUGGGUCAUCUCGCUCCCGCAGCCGCUCCUCUUCGUUCAGCUCCUACUCCAGCCACUCCUCCCAGCGCAGCUCGUUCAGUGGCAGCCGCUCUAGGUCCCGAUCGUUCUCCACAUCCCCCUCACCGAGUCCAGCAGCACAGAGGAACGUAAAGAACAAACUGGAUCUUCCCCCUGUGUUGGCUAAAGGCAUGCCGCUGAAGCCGGGUGCCAUGCCCCCUCCUCGCAGGGAGAAGCCUGCUAUGAAGAAAGCUCCCAGUCCUCCACCUGGUGGACCACAGGGCAGACCCUCCAAACCGUUGCCAGAGGGAGGGAAGCCUCCCACAAAUCCCCGGGAGCCUGGUGGCGCAGGUGGUGGGGCGGGCAGUGGUGGAGCGGGGAGACCCCCUCCUCCAAGGGAACCUGCAAAAACUCCCAACCCGAGGGAAGACAGGCGUAAAGAACGGCAGCAGCAUCCUCCUCGGAGGCGAACUGUGAGUGGGAGUGUUAGUGGAAGUGGUAGCAGUUAUACUGGUUCUAGCUCCAGAUCCUCGUCCAACUCGCGCUCACGGUCACGCUCUGGAUCCAGAAAAUCCAGGAAAUCCAGGUCGCUAAGUGUGAGCAGCGUGUCAUCGGUGUCAUCGGCGUCGUCCAGCGGCAGCUCAGUGCGAAGCGCGGACUCGGACGACAUGUAUGCUGAUCUGGCCAGCCCGGUGUCCUCCGCCAGCUCCCACUCGCCCACACCAAAUCACCCUCGCAAGGAGCGAGGGGCUCCUCGGGACCGGCCCCCACAUGGCAGAGACAAGAACAGGGAGAGACCAUCAAAGAAAGAUGAACCUUUCAGAGAGGACCGCAGGAAGAUCGACCCAUCUGGUGCCCCACCUAGAGGAGGCAACCCCGUGCCCAGAUCUGGACCUGGUAGCAGGGGUGGCCACCCUGUUCAUCCCCCGCCUGGCAUCAUGGGCCCCCCAGGAAGCUACGGAGGUUCUGGGUCCCACAAAGACAUUAAACUCACCCUCCUCAAUAAGCAGCAGGCAGAUAAGGGCAACAGAAAGAGGUACCUGCCUGUAGACAAAGACCGGCCCAGUUCCCCCCUCAGCAAGAGAAUGGCCAUGUCUCCAGACAGAGCCCGGGACAAGAGGAUUCCUGGCCGACCCAUCCUCCCCCCUCGAAUGGAUCGGCCCAGAGGCCAAGGGCCCCGACCCAUGCCCCCCCAGGGAGACAGGAAACGUGCUCUGUCACCACCCGCCAAGUCAUCUGGAAAAGGCCCGGCGGCGCCGGCGGGCAAGCUGCCUGCCCCGGGCUCCGCUUCGGCCGCUGGCUCCGCCUCCAAUUCCAACAAACCCAGCAACACACUGUCCCGCCGCGAGGAGCUGCUGAAACAGCUGAAGGCCGUGGAGGACGCCAUCGCCCGGAAACGGGCAAAGAUCCCCACCAAAUAAACGGAAGCCUGCUCCUCCGCCCAUUCGCCCGCGUGGCCUCGUGAGCCGGGCUUUGAGGGAUUGAGUGUUUUUCCCCUGCCUUCAAUGGACAUGUAAAAUGUUGUAUGGUUCAUGUAUAAAGGCUGUUGUGUAAGUGAACAGGAAGUGGUUUGGCUCUGCUCCCAUAUGCCCGACUUCAGCUCCCAUUAAAAGUCUUUGAGUGUUUCGACUGCUGUUCACCUCAUCAACGAGAAACGGGAGGAAACCUUUGGGCACUCGGUGGGGGAGGGACACCUCAGCCAUGGAGUGUACGUCACAGUACAGAAGGGUGGUAAGGUGCACUCGGUCACUUGCUGUUCGCUCUGUCAAAAGGAAGCAUCUUCCUCAUCUGGUGUGAUAAAGAACAGAUUUAUAUACAUUGAAUCUCCUACUUCUGUCCGUCUUUCUCUGCCCCCUUUUACCGUCUUUUCUUUGGGUCCCUGCGUGUGGAGGAGUGGAACUGUUGCGUCAGCUGUACGAGGCUACCGACACACGGCUUCUUUGUAUAGAUCGACACAUUCUCGAGCAUCCAUUCAGCCUCAGUAAGCGAUCACGAGCCCAAGGGCCAUGUUUAACCAAUGACUUGUCUGUGUUUUAGGGCAGUGCUCACUGUCACACCGUGUACAAUAUUAGCAAGUCAUCAAAUUAUUUCAAGCGUAUGAUUAUAGACGACAGUGAUGAGUAUUGCUUUUCUUUUUUCUUUUUUAAAAGAACCUACAGCUUUGUUUUCUUCUAAGCUCUUAAGUGAUAAACCAAUGUUUUAUUUGUGUAACAUUUUUAGUUGGGAGUGUGAGAAGUGGAACGGAGACAUUUAGAAACAAGAUGUCUUGCUUUUGUGACAAAAGCCUUCUAAAUAAACUAUUUUGAUAAAGAGA
This is a messenger RNA of Cyclopterus lumpus (lumpfish), 4581 nucleotides long. RefSeq names its product zinc finger CCCH-type containing 18 (gene zc3h18). The record is from RefSeq and is a predicted model, not a curated record. Gene Ontology annotation, molecular function: metal ion binding. Lineage: Eukaryota; Metazoa; Chordata; Actinopteri; Perciformes; Cyclopteridae. The coding region runs from base 218 to 3688 and encodes 1156 amino acids. The transcript has 20 exons.